Molecule: messenger RNA, 1200 nt
Organism: Priceomyces carsonii
Lineage: Eukaryota; Fungi; Ascomycota; Pichiomycetes; Serinales; Debaryomycetaceae
Exons: 1
Coding region: 1-1200 (399 amino acids)
Biological process (GO): regulation of alternative mRNA splicing, via spliceosome; mRNA cis splicing, via spliceosome
Cellular component (GO): catalytic step 2 spliceosome; U2 snRNP; U2-type prespliceosome
Molecular function (GO): RNA binding
Source: RefSeq, a predicted model, not a curated record
AUGAUGCCACAAGGAAUCUUGGAACCCCCAGAAGAGAUCAAGGAAGUGAUUGAUAAGACGGUUGGAUAUGUGAAGAGAAAUGGUAAGAAUUUUGAGAAAAGGUUGAUAGGAAAUAAUGAAGACAAGUUUGAGUUCUUGAAUGAAGACGACAAAUAUCAUCAAUAUUAUAGAUGGAAACUCGAUGGAGAGAAGCUGACGGAUGUAGAAAUAUCUCACGCUUCUGAUGUCCCUGGUGACACUCCAGCUUCCAAUAUAUCAGAGCCUAGGACAUUGAAUUUCCUAACACGAUUACCUACGAUUUCAUCUAUGGACUUGGAAGUCAUCAAGUUCACUGCAUUAGCUGUCGUUGAAAACGGUGCUGGAUACUUGGAACACUUAUUGAGUCAUGAAAGAGACCUGGGCCAUGAAGCUCAAUUUGAAUUUUUGAGAAAAGACCAUUCGCUUUUCCCAUUAUUUAUGAAAUAUGUUCAACAAUACACUUUAUUGUCUCAGUUCUAUAGUGGUACAAACAAUAUUGAGGUCGACUCUAUUAAUAGGACAUUAAGAAGUGCUGAUAGUAUCCUUAAAAUAGCAUUCGAUCGUGCAGUCUCUGAUAAGGUUCAAAAGACAAAAGUACAAAAGGAAAAGAAAGUUAGAGAGGAUAAGAAACUCUGUUAUGCCUCCAUAGAUUGGCAAGACUUUUCGAUAGUUGAAAAGAGUGAGUUUGAUGCCAUAGAUCAAGUGCGAGAGCUUUCUACUCCUUUAAAUAGGGACUCUCUUGUUUUUAGAACACUUGAAUCUAAGCGACAAGAUAUUGAUCUUCCGAAGAUGGAGGUGAAGGCGCCCUUGGAGCCAAAAGAAAAUACUCCAAACCACAAUGAAGUAUUAGGGAAAAGACCAAAGGGGAUGAAAAUCAAGGCUGCUGGCGAAUCAAGAAUCGGGAGAUUAACCCAAAGCAUACAUAAUACGAAGGAGAAUCUUGUUAAAUGUCCUAUAACAGGAAAGCAAAUUCCUCAGCUGAAGUUUGACGAUCAUUUGAGAAUACUACUCAGAGAUCCAAGGUAUAAGGAACAACAAGAUAAUUUCAUGAAGAAGAAUUUUAAGUUCUCAUCGAACUUAACCACAGAUGAAGUUUACGAAAACAUUAAAAGAAUAGCGAGGAAGAGAGAGAAUACGGAUUACCCAAAAGAACAUAAGCGAUCUCAAAUAGGACCCUCUUAA